Molecule: messenger RNA, 1465 nt
Organism: Arachis duranensis
Lineage: Eukaryota; Viridiplantae; Streptophyta; Magnoliopsida; Fabales; Fabaceae
Product: glycerol-3-phosphate acyltransferase 5
Exons: 2
Coding region: 59-1441 (460 amino acids)
Biological process (GO): cutin biosynthetic process
Cellular component (GO): membrane
Molecular function (GO): phosphatase activity; glycerol-3-phosphate 2-O-acyltransferase activity
Source: RefSeq, a predicted model, not a curated record
UAUGUCAUUCUCAACAUUUCAAAGCUAAAACAGAAACGAAUCAAGUCCAAUAAAAAUAAUGGAGUGUGUUGUGUCUGAGUUAGAAGGCAGGCUUCUGAAGGACUCCGAUACUUUCUGCUACUUCAUGCUGGUAGCUUUCGAAGCAUCGGGUUUGAUCCGUUUCGCGUUGUUGCUGCUUCUGUGGCCAGUGAUUCGGAUUCUGGACAAGGUUGGGAAGGGUGACAUGGGGCUGAAGGUUAUGAUAUUUGCGGCGGUUGCGGGUGUUGGUGAGUCAGAUAUAGAGUGGGUGGCGAGGGCGGUUUUGCCCAAGUUCUUGAUGGACGAUCUGGAUAUGGAGGCGUGGAAGGUGUUGAGCUCGAAGAAGGAGAAGAGGGUUGUGGUGACGAAGAUGCCCAGGGUGAUGGUGGAGAGGUUCGUGAAAGAGCAUUUGCGCGCUGAUGAAGUGGUUGGGGUUGAGCUCUGUGUCAAUAGGUUUGGUUUGGCCACCGGCUUGGUUCGUGGUGGCUCCAUUCAUAAUGUUUCAACCUCUGAUUGCAAGUGCAUGCAGGAAAAGUGCCACAAUGAACACCAGCUGCUCCGCCCACUUCCAGUGAUCUUCCACGACGGCCGCCUAGUGAAGCGGCCAACACCCUCCACCGCUCUCUUAAUCCUCCUAUGGACGCCCUUAGGCAUUUGCCUUGCCAUAAUCCGCAUCAUCGUUGGCUCCCUCCUACCCUUUUGGGCCACCCCUUACGUCUCAAGGCUCUUCGGCGGCAAGGUCGUGGUUAAAGGAAGGCCACCGCCACCCGCCUCCCCUGGAAACUCCGGCGUGCUCUUCGUGUGCACUCACCGUACCCUCAUGGACCCCGUAGUCCUCUCCGCCGUGCUCCGACGCCAAAUCCCAGCCGUCACAUACUCCAUCUCUCGCUUAUCAGAAAUGCUGUCGCCAAUUCCAACGGUUAGGUUAACAAGAAUACGACACGUGGAUGCGGAGAAAAUCAAAGAAGAACUAUCGAAAGGCGAUUUGGUGGUUUGUCCAGAAGGAACAACAUGCCGUGAACCCUUCCUUUUACGGUUCAGCGCCCUAUUUGCAGAGCUAACUGACCGGAUAGUGCCGGUGGCCAUGAACUAUAGGGUAGGGUUCUUCCAUGCAACUACGGCUAGAGGAUGGAAAGGCUUGGACCCUAUUUUUUUCUUCAUGAACCCGAGACCCGUUUAUGAGGUUACUUUUCUGAACCAGUUGCCGGUUGAAGCCACGUGCUCUUCGGGUAAAAGCCCGCAUGACGUGGCAAACUAUGUGCAGCGGAUAUUGGCCGCCACGUUAGGGUUUGAGUGCACAAACUUUACUCGGAGAGAUAAGUAUAGAGUCUUGGCUGGGAACGAUGGAUCUGUGUCGUCUUGCACUUCUUUCCUUCAUCGGAUCAAGAAGGUCAUCACCACCUUCAAACCGUUUUUACAGUAACAUUUUGCAUUGCUUGCAACUUAA